CUUGCUCGAAUCUGAAGGGACCCAGAGCUCUAGUUUUGGGAAAUGGAAGAACAUCUCUUUCGAGAACACUUUUAAAUUAUGCUGUGAGGCAAGGACACGCCCCAAUGUGGGUUGAUCUCGAUCUCAUGAACGGUUCACUGGUUUUCCCAGGUGUACUUGCAGCCACGGUUCUGGAUAAUUCUGUAAUUUCUCCCUCAGAAGAGAUAAAGACAACAAUGGAUAUUUUAACAUUUUUUUAUUCGCUGUCAGGUCCAUCUGCUUCUGGAGAUCCAAAGGCUUUGUAUGGUUCGGCAUCAGAAAACUCUAGAUAUCUUAAGAUAAUACUAGAACGUCUUGGAUCAAAUGUAUGUGAACGUAUGGAUGGGGAUUCUAGAGUUAAUAUUUCUGGCUUAAUUGCCUCUGGGUUUCCUUGGCUCUCUUCAACGAACGCAAUUUGCACAGAUUUUCUCAACACCGUUAUUUCGGCAUUUAAAUUCAACAUCCUGAUCGUAGUUGGGAAUGAGAAAUUAUUUUCUGAAAUGGACAAAAAAUUUUUGGAUUCUGAUGUCAAAGUGGUUAAAAUUCGAAGCUCAAGUGGCCUCGUGGCGAAGGAUCCCUCUUUUCGGAAGGCACUUUUAAACCAGCGGAUUUCCAGGUACUUUAAUGGCGGAGGAAUGGUCUCUCUUCCUCUGGAAACGAGUCCUUUUCUCUCUUUUCCAGUGAUCGUCCCUUUUAAGGAUCUACACAUUAGACGAAUUGGUGAAGUUGCUCCACAAGCGCCCACUUCUGCUCUUCCGAUAGGAAGCACCUCUAGAAAGCAAGAGGAGUUUCGAAUAACGCGAAUAGAGCUUCUUCAUUCAGCUAGUAUUGCCAUGGGGGCUAAUGGUAUGUUGACGUCAUCCACUGCAAAAGAGA
Messenger RNA from Mitosporidium daphniae, 894 nucleotides. RefSeq names its product mRNA cleavage and polyadenylation factor Clp1. The transcript has a single exon. NCBI's taxonomy places the organism in Eukaryota, Fungi, Microsporidia. Gene Ontology annotation, molecular function: polynucleotide 5'-hydroxyl-kinase activity. The record is from RefSeq and is a predicted model, not a curated record. The annotation marks the transcript as partial. Gene Ontology annotation, biological process: tRNA splicing, via endonucleolytic cleavage and ligation. Gene Ontology annotation, cellular component: nucleus.